ACUUUAACGAAUUAGAAUUGCAAUUUAGGGAAUAUUAGGAGUAGAAACGACUAGAGAAGCAUUUCUCGUGGAACAUCCGAAAGGAUACAUCAGUUGCACGUAAACAAGCGAGAGUUCAACAUGGCAGUUCCUUCAGUUUCCUUAAAUACACGAAAUAAAAAGCAUUUCUUGGGUGUACCGGCACCUUUAGGAUAUGUUGCUGGUGUCGGCAGAGGAGCUACAGGAUUCACAACACGGUCUGAUAUCGGUCCUGCUCGAGAUGCCAAUGAUGUUUCGGAUGACAGGCAUGCUCCUCCCACAAAACGUACAAAGAAGAAGGAGGAAGAAGAGGAAGAUGAGGAAGACUUAAACGAUUCAAAUUACGAUGAAUUUUCGGGAUACGGAGGUUCCCUCUUUAGCAAGGAUCCCUACGACAAAGACGAUGAAGAGGCAGAUGCAAUUUAUGAGGCUAUCGACAAGCGUAUGGAUGAGAAACGCAAGGAAUAUAGAGAGAAACGUCUUAGAGAAGAAUUGGAGCGUUACCGUCAAGAACGUCCCAAGAUCCAACAACAAUUCUCAGACUUAAAGAGAGAACUGAUUAACGUAAGUGAGGACGAGUGGAGGAACGUUCCCGAGGUGGGAGACGCCAGGAAUCGUAAACAGCGCAAUCCGAGAGCCGAGAAAUUCACUCCGUUACCAGAUUCUGUACUAGCGAGAAAUCUGGGGGGCGAGACCUCCACCAGUAUUGACCCGACUAGUGGCUUGGCCUCGAUGAUGCCAGGUGUGGCAACGCCCGGUAUGCUGACUCCAACGGGAGAUCUGGAUCUCAGGAAGAUCGGACAGGCUAGAAAUACGUUGAUGAAUGUCAAAUUGAAUCAGGUCUCUGAUUCUGUCGAAGGCCAAACUGUGGUCGAUCCAAAGGGCUAUCUUACGGACUUGCAGAGCAUGAUACCUACUUACGGUGGUGACAUAAAUGACAUAAAGAAGGCCAGACUGUUAUUGAAAUCCGUCAGGGAAACGAAUCCUAACCAUCCUCCUGCGUGGAUCGCGUCCGCGCGUCUGGAGGAGGUAACGGGCAAGGUGCAAGCGGCGAGAAACUUAAUAAUGAAGGGUUGCGAGGUGAACCCUACGUCGGAAGAUCUAUGGUUGGAAGCUGCGAGGUUGCAGCCACCGGACACGGCAAAGGCGGUGAUAGCGCAAUCGGUGCGACACAUCCCGACGUCCGUCAGAAUCUGGAUAAAAGCCGCGGACUUGGAGACGGAGAUGAAAGCAAAGAGGAGAGUGUACCGGAAGGCGCUGGAGCAUAUCCCGAAUUCGGUGCGUUUGUGGAAAGCUGCGGUCGAGCUGGAGGAGCCCGAGGACGCGCGCAUUCUGCUGAGUCGCGCGGUCGAAUGCUGUCCAACGAGCGUGGAUCUGUGGCUCGCUCUCGCACGACUGGAAACUUAUGACAAUGCAAGGAAGGUUUUAAACAAGGCCAGAGAAAAUAUUCCGACCGACAGGCAAAUUUGGACGACCGCUGCCAAGUUGGAAGAGGCGAAUGGCAACAAGCACAUGGUGGAGAAGAUCAUCGAUCGCGCCAUAUCCUCGCUGAGCGCCAACGGGGUAGAGAUCAAUAGGGAGCACUGGUUCAAGGAGGCCAUGGAGGCUGAAAAGGCAGGAGCAGUACAUUGCUGUCAAGUCAUCGUCAAAGCUAUUAUCGGCUUCGGGGUAGAACAAGAAGACAGGAAACACACUUGGAUGGAAGAUGCGGAAACUUGUGCUCAACAAGGAGCAAUGGAAUGUGCCCGGGCUGUCUACGCAUUUGCGUUAACAACGUUUCCCAGUAAGAAAUCUAUUUGGCUACGUGCAGCUUAUUUCGAAAAAACAUAUGGCACGCGGGAAUCUUUGGAAGCCUUACUGCAAAGAGCGGUCGCCCAUUGUCCCAAGAGUGAAGUGCUUUGGUUAAUGGGUGCUAAGUCAAAGUGGCUGGCGGGCGAUGUACCAGCGGCGCGAGGUAUUUUAUCUUACGCGUUUCAAGCUAAUCCAAAUUCCGAAGAGAUCUGGCUGGCGGCGGUGAAGCUCGAGUCCGAAAAUUCCGAGUACGAGAGAGCGCGGCGCUUACUUGCAAAAGCCAGAGCGUCCGCACCGACACCGAGAGUGCUGAUGAAAAGCGCCAAGUUGGAAUGGGCGCUUAAUAAUCUUGACGCAGCAUUGCAUCUCUUGAAAGAAGCUCUCGAAGCCUUCGAUGACUUCCCGAAAUUGUGGUUAAUGAAGGGUCAGAUUGAAGAACAGCAGGGUCACUUGGACAAAGCGAUAGAAACGUAUAAUCAGGCGAUAAAGAAAUGUCCAAAUUCGAUACCCCUGUGGCGUCUACUGGCGCAAUUGGAGCACAGAAAAAAUCAGGUGACUAAAGCACGUUCGGUUCUGGAAAAAGCACGACUGAAGAAUCCCAAAAAUGCGGAACUGUGGAUGGAAGCUAUACGAAACGAAUUGAAGAGCGGCGGCAUACGCGAUAUGGCAAACACAUUGAUGGCCAGAGCGUUGCAAGAAUGUCCCACAUCUGGUCUACUCUGGGCAGAAGCGAUUUUCAUGGAACCACGACCUCGGCGAAAGACCAAAAGUGUCGAUGCUCUCAAGAAAUGCGAACACGAUCCACAUGUUCUUCUGGCAGUAUCAAAAUUAUUUUGGUGCGAACACAAGAUUUCAAAAUGCAGAGAUUGGUUCAAUCGCACGGUGAAAAUAGAUCCGGAUUUAGGGGAUGCCUGGGCAUACUUUUACAAGUUCGAGUUACUAAACGGUACAGAAGAGCAACAAGAAGAUGUAAAGAAAAGAUGCAUUGCCGCGGAACCCCAUCAUGGCGAGAAUUGGUGCAAGGUCUCUAAGAAUAUAGUAAAUUGGUGUUUAAGUACAGAUCAGAUCCUAGUAUUAGUCGCAAAGGAGCUACCUAUUCCUAUAUAAAAUAACAAUUCUUGCAAUGUAAUCACUAUGAUCUUGUAACGAACUAUAAAAUAUUAUAGGCAUAGAUUUGUAAAUAAAGCUAAAUUUCAUUUUUUUUCAUGCUA
Ooceraea biroi (clonal raider ant) is the source of this 3020-nucleotide messenger RNA. RefSeq names its product pre-mRNA processing factor 6 (gene Prp6). Gene Ontology annotation, cellular component: catalytic step 2 spliceosome; U4/U6 x U5 tri-snRNP complex. NCBI's taxonomy places the organism in Eukaryota, Metazoa, Arthropoda, Insecta, Hymenoptera, Formicidae. Gene Ontology annotation, biological process: mRNA splicing, via spliceosome; spliceosomal tri-snRNP complex assembly. Gene Ontology annotation, molecular function: protein binding. The record is from RefSeq and is a predicted model, not a curated record.